This is a messenger RNA of Brassicogethes aeneus, 4011 nucleotides long. NCBI's taxonomy places the organism in Eukaryota, Metazoa, Arthropoda, Insecta, Coleoptera, Nitidulidae. The record is from the annotation of a GenBank genome assembly.
AUGUCUUGUUCUUGUUGUGGCAAAGCUAUGGACCUACAUCAGGGUGUUUCCUGUUGUGUGUGUAAACGACUAUUCUACUAUAGUUGCGUCGGUCUAACAGUUACUGAUGUUAGACUUAUAAACAACAAAAAACAACUUGGUUGGUCUUGUCAGCGCUGCGAGUCUAUUGGUAGUGACAUUAACUCACUAAAACAAGUAAUCAUUCAAUUACAAGAGGAUAUUAAAGGUCUUAAAACUCAAAAACAAAAUAGCAAUAUCAAUAAUGAUCAAUUUGAGGAAAUUGUUCAAGAGAUAAAUGAGAGAAAUAUAAGGAAAAAAAAUAUCAUUUUGUUUGGGUUCAAGGAGCAAGCAUCAGAUUUAGAUAAAGAAGCUCGUAUCGCAGCAGAUGUGACUUGUGUUACGGAUGUUUUCAAUUAUCUUCUACCCAAUAAUGAUAUCGCUAAUAUUAAACCUAUACGCCUGGGUAAAUUUGAUAAAGACAGUAAUCGACCUAGACCUAUUAAAAUAUCCUUAUUAGCCAUGAGCGGAAAGUCAAAGAGCCCAAAUACUUCUUCCUCAAUUCUAGACUCGUCCACUGGUUCAGCUGGUUCAGGCUCAUCUGCCUCGACCGCUGAAUCACAAGUCGCCAAAAGCGUCGACGACCAAGACGCGACUGCCGCUCCCCUGGAGCCGGCAGGGGUCGAAGACGCUGCUAAAACUGUUUCGGACUUCUUGAUUCAGCUGCAAAGGAUCUUCACGAAUAAAUUAACGGAAACCGUUGACGAAGGCCGUCGAGUGUACUCAAACUCUCUUCAAGGCCUUAAAUUCACAGUUAAGAAAAUCACGAAGUUGUCGGCCAAAUUGACUUCCGAGCCUCCCAUUCCAGCCGCAACUCCUGCGGCGUCAUACGCCAACGUCGCCUCCAGCAUUUCCAGGGUUAAGAUAGUUGGCAAGAAAUCUGCUUCCACGAAGGCUAUUCACAAGGUGGAAAUAUCCCCUGUCAACCCCGAAGAAUUUGCGUCUUCCGAGGCUGUCAAAGACAGCAUUCUCGCCAAAAUUAACCCUGCAACUAUUGGCUUCGCGCCAUCUAAAGUCUAUUACGCAAGAAACAAGGGAGUCGUGAUUGAAUCUCACGACUCCAAUGUAAACAAGCUACUGGAUUUCCCUGAGUGGGCCUCCCUAAAGCUCAAGGCAUCUUCACCAAAAAAGAGACUCCCGAGAUUGUCUAUCUUUGGUGUUCCCUCGUUCUUAACGAAGGAGAACCUAGCGAAGGCAAUAAUCGACCAAAAUAACGUAGACACAUCUAAUGCAGAGGACAUAAACCCGGUGCAUAAGUUUGGCCCGAGGGGGAGUAUUCGAAGAUCUCAAAGGGGGAGAAAAGUCAAGGCUUGUGACGAAUUUUUCAUAUAUUUUACUGCUGAGAGGCAAGAGGUGUCAGUUGUAGACGGAGAUUCAAAGUCUAACAGCAAUCAGUGGAUAGGUGCAAUAACAAGUGACAUGAAAAUCAUGCUUGGGAUGUUGUUGACCUUGCACACGCCAGUAAAGUGGCUAUUUAGUCAAAAAGAGUUUCAGCCAGUGGUAAGCUUAUCCAAAUCAGUAUUGUUAUCAACAAACACUUUUUUAUUGUUGCACAUAACAAAAAUGUUUCCAAAUGCAGACCAGCACUCGUUUUUAAACAGCUCCACGCACUUCUUAAAAAGAUUUAGCAUAUUGCUAAGACUGUCCUUGGAUGAGAAAGGGAGAGACGCUACAGCAAAGCUGCCCAUGCACCCUUUAUUAGAGGAGAGCUUAAGGGGGUCAAAAGGAAACGUGGUGGAUCUCACGUACGACGCUGGAACAAGCACCAUAAUCAGGAGCUUCAGGGACAUGUUUGGAGCGAUGAAUAGGAGCGUCUCCCUGACGGAGCUGGGGAAUGCAAGCCCGUUCAAGGCGACACAGAUAGGGUGCGGCACGGUACUCAGGGAAGAUGAGAUCAAAAUACUGGAGGAGCACAACAGAAGAAGGUCCAUAAUCCGAACGCCCUCGAAGGCAACAAGUGCGAAAUCAACUCCUGCAACGUGUGAAACAGCUAGUGCCCCUGAGGAAAGAAAAGAGUACGGGAAAAGGGGAAGAGGAGAGAAAGAGAAUGUAGAGGAGAUGCAUAAGGAAAUGAUACAUCUUAAGAAGCUAAUAGCUCAGACGUGCCAAGGGAUAGACGAGAUAUACCGGCAGACGGUAGAAAUAACAAAUACCAAGACAGAAACGAAAAAUGCCGCGAGAAAGCUAAAGGACCUCGCCAAUAAGAUGAAAUCUAUUAGGGUAAAUAACUUUAUGAAGUCGAUGUUGGAAGACCCAAGCCAGAAAUGCCCCAGACUGAAUGUGGAGAAAACAACACAACUCACCUCAAGAGGGACACAGACCGACAGCCAUGAGGUUUUCUCUAUGGAAACCCAAACGGACGAGGACACAUCGCAGGAAGAGACAACACCAACUGCCAUGGACAUCGGUGAAACAAUCGAAGGAAUUAAAAAACCGGAAGACGUUACACGGGUAAUCUCGAUGACCUGGCCGGAGGAGGCAUAUCAAAACACAACUAUUAAGGAAGGAAACCCUCUAACAGUCUCAAAGGACUUCGACUUGGCUAUCCUCCCGCUGGAAGAGGAAAAAACUCUACAAAAAGGGAUUCUGAAACAAGCCAAAGAUAUGUACCCGGAGAUCUUGGAAAUCGAAGGAGAGGACACGUAUAUAACAAGAACAAUACGAACAAAAAAAGAGUCGAUAACGAAUAUUAUCUACAAAACUGUUUUAAAACGACCAGAAGAAGAAGACAUAAUCAAGGCGCUUCAAGAACUCUCAAAAGAUAUGCUGGCAAAUGGCAGAACGAAAGUCGUUAUACCGCGAGUCAGAAAUAUUGAAAUAAACAAGCUCAGAAAGCUGGUGGAAAUUGCCACAUAUAAACAAAAUGUGACUAUACAUAUAUAUGAACCAACAAAAAAGAACAAACAAAAAGAAGGAAAAAAUAAAAGACAGAAAAAUGGAAGCAAAAAUGGAAUAAAAGACACAAACGCGUUAUUCAUAACGGAUAAAACAAAAACAUAUGCAGAAUUGUUAAAGGACAUAAGGGAGGAAAUAAAAGAUGACCCGAACCUUAAAAUCAACUCCAUCAGGGAAACAAGGAAAGGGGAGAUGCUGCUUACUAUGAACAAACUAGACCCCAAUUUCAACACCCUCAAGCAGAAGAUGAGAGACAGACUGGGAGACAACAAGGUAAGGUUCAAAAGAGCGGAGGAAAACAAUAAAAUCCUCCAUAUAAAGGGCAUGGAUGCCAUAACAACAGAGGAAGAAAUUAUGGCCGCUCUAUGCGCACAAACGGGGACAGCAAACACCAAUAAAGAAAUAAUUCUCACUAGCCUGAGGCCAGCGUAUGGAAACACCAAGAAUGCCACCAUUAAGACAACUGAGAGUACUUGGCAAGUUCAAAAAAAAAAUGUGAAGAGCAAGUUGUGCAAGCACCGACGUAGUGCUACACAGACGGGCGGAGGUCCAGCAGACCCAGCCACAUUCACCACAAUUGAAAAUGAAAUACUUAGUCUUAUUAAGCCAGCAACUAUCGACGGUGAUGUUGCGAUAGGCGAAUCAGAAGUAACAAUUGACGUGGUCCAAGCUGAGGUGUCAGGAAUAUUUCCAAAUGAAACGGUUCAGGAAAUGGAGCCACCUGCCAGUGUAGCCGAAAUUCCAUCGCAAAUUUCAAUGGUAUCGGGCAGUACUCCAAGUACCAGUGACUCUGGGGCUCGCAGUAAAGCGGCAUCUACUAAAGCGAAACGACUAAGCAAAUGUAUAGACGUAGGAGCGCAACUAGCAGCCGGAUCCGAACGUAAAAAUACAGUAUUAGAAAACUAUUAUGAGCGGAAAUUAAAGGGCAUGAAGUUGGAACGAUUGAGACGAGAUAAAUAUGAAAAGCGAAAAAUUGAGUUGCUGCGGGAACAAAAUAUGGUUUUUCAUAACAUACUACAGGAACUGCAGAAUCUUUCCGGAAAAUUUGGCCACAAAUAA